GAUGUUAUCUUGAUAGUUUUAUAUCAUUUUGCCAGCUCUUACAUUACAUAGUUUGAUUUAGGCGAGUGGAACAUAUUAAAUACUAUCUCGUGUAGUAUUAUUAAAACUUCAAUAACAUAGUGUACAUAGGUUUUCAUUACACAGAACUUUGUUUUGUAGAAAAUUAAUUUUCUAUUUAUUUUUUAGUAAUAUUUUGCUUUUUUUUACAAUUGUCCUAUGACCAACGUGUAAUAAUUAAUUAAUGUUUAUAAACUAAAUAUAAGUAAUGUAUACUGAAGGUAGAUUUUCUAGUUGAAUUUAAUAUUCAAAAAAUGGCUUCAGUGCUUAAAAAGCAAAUUCUUAAACAACUAUCAAGGUUUACAAAAGGCUUAAAAGAAGAGGACAUAAAUAUAAGUACUUUCAAAGGUGAAGGUGAAUUAUCAUAUCUAGAACUCGAUGAAAAUGCACUAAUGGAUGUCUUAGAUGUGCCUUAUUGGAUUAAAAUUACUAGUGCAAAAUGUGAUAGAGUGUUUGUUCAAGUUCCAUUUAUGACCAUUAAAAAAGUUCCUAUAACUUUGACCUUAGAUAAAGUUUCUUUAGAAGUUGAAACUUGUGAAAAUGUAGAAGAAAUGGCAAUGCAUGAAAAUAUACCAGCUUUUCAACCAGGAAAAUACAAGUUUAUAAAUCAAAUUAUAGAUGGAAUUACAAUACAAAUAAAUGAAGUUAACAUCACAUUUAAAGAUCCAGCUUUCAAAGCUUCUCUACAGAUCCUUAAAGUACUUGUUCAAUCAAAGUCACCUAAUUGGGAGUUAACUAAUCUCAAAACAACACGGUUAAAAAAUGAACAAAAAACUCAAAUACUUAUAUUUAAAGAGUUGACAUGGCAAAUGAUAAGGAUUGAAUUAUAUCCAGUUAAUGAUCGAUCUAAACCUCCUAUAAAACUAUUUACAAAUGAUAUUAUAUGUCGCUUAACUAUUAAAAAAAGACUUUCUGAUUGCUUUAUACUAGGAUGUAAAUUAGCAAUAUUAAUUGAAGAACUUUUGUGUGUUUUCACUGAUUCUCAAAUGAAAGCUGCACUCCAUUACAUUGACUCAAUAGCUGGUAUAGUACAAAGAUCAAUGGAUCUUUCUAGAAAAAAUAAAGCAUUAAGAAAAUUAGAAUGUUUACCUGAGUAUCAAGCACAGUUAGAUCAGCAAAAAAGAGGUAAAUUUGUAUCAAGUUCAAAAAGUUCUUGUCUAUUUAGUUUUCAUGAUGUAAUUGAAACAUCUUAUCAUUUUGUUGCUCAAAAAGUAUUUCUUCAUCUCAGUGAUGACCCUGGAAGUCGUUCCCUUCAUCCAGAAUUACAAAAUGGAGGUUCUAUUCAAAUUGAAGUUAAUUCUUUUCAAAUUGAUCUAUACCCUUAUCAUUUAGCUGAAAGUGACAGAUUGCAUUGGGGUCUUUAUAAGAAAGCAAGUUCAUCAUUUUUUCAAUGGCUAAAGGAUUCUCAAAAUGAAUUUUGGGCUAAACUUUACACAGUGGUUCAAGAAAAACUUGAUUUAUCAGAUGAUUCAGCUUCAAAACUUAACAUUGCAAGACAAAUGAAAAAGCAGUAUUCAAAGCUCAUGACUAGUUGUACUGUUUUAAGGGUAUCAGAUUUUACUGUGUUUAGAGUUCAAACUGGCAAAAAACAAGACCCAAUUCAUUUUAUUAAAAGUGAUAAAGAAUGUCAUAAAUUGCCAUCUGAUUCAAAAGUAAUUCAUGCAGAAUUUACAUACUAUUAUUAUCCAGGAGACAUAGCAUUUCCUUUGCCUCCAUCAAAGUUUUAUGUUCAAUUAAAUCCAGUACAGCUCAAUUUUGAUAACUUAACAAUUAUAUGGUUAAAUACAUUUGCAUUAAAUGUGUAUAAAUCACUUAUGACUACUAAUGUUGCAAAUCAAGAAAAUUUAGGAAAUAUGAUUUAUAUAGACAUACUCAUUGAAGCAAUUAUGCCUCGUAUAAUAUUUGAAGAAUCAAAACAGAUUUAUUCUCAAAAAGAUAGACCAAAAUCAUUAAAUUUGCAAACCAGUCGUGCUACUAUAAGUAAUAUUCGCAAUAAUGAACAGGGUAUGUCUAGAACUGAUUUAUCAAACUGUAUAAAUAAUUUGCAACUGUCAUCUCUUUUUUACACUUCUGAAUAUCCAGUUAAAAAAGGAGAUUGUCAUCCUAUAACUCAAAAAUUUAUAGACCAUGCUCAAGGUAAGGAUGAUAUACGAAAACUCCCUAAUGUAAUACUUGGUAAUUCAUUAGAUGAAUUUAUGAAUGAACUUACACAAGAACUUUUGUGGAUAGAAGCAAAAGAUGUAUGGUGCAUUCGACUAGAUCCAGUAUGGGGUGACUUUUAUGGAGCUCGAGCAGUUGGUUCAUAUCCUGUGCCAUUUUUGGAAGCUUUUCCAUUGACCUUAUGGAUUGAACUUCCUACAUUAACCUCAAAAACAGAAAAAUUACAAAAUGUUAUGAAGCAUGGUGAUAUCACAGUUUUGUGUGAUGUAUCAAAUUUAAUUAGCAUUCAAAUAAAUCAUUAUCAAUAUCUAUUUCUAAUGCGCAUAGCUGAUAUUGUUGAUGAAUUAACUACUUAUGUAAUUGCGGAUCAACAUAAUAUAAUAAAAGAUAACAAAAAUGGAUCAUUUGUCUUAGCGGCCUUAAUUACCCAAGUAGAAAUAACAUUUGUUACAAAUGCUAUUAUAAAUAAGAUUGGUGGAGUUGAUGAUAUUAGUUCAAGUGUUGUAAUUGAUUCAUCUAGUAUAGCUACACAAAGUGGACAUAGUGUUCAAUUAAGCAAUGUAGUACAAACUACAUAUGAGGAUGUAGGGUAUGUUUAUGAUAUGAGCCAAUCAUUAAAAAUGCCAUUAGCUAUUUCAACAACUAAUGUUAAUGUGAAGCAUAAGGAGUUUAUAUCAAACAAAUCAGCUUCUGUUGUUUAUGAUAAUCUUAAAGAAAUGUCUCAAAUUAAAAUGGCAGAAUCUGUAACUAAUGAUAUAAAUUUGCCUUCAUUCAAAGGAAUGAAAAAACGGUGGUUUACUUUUGGUGCAUCUAUUGAUGUUCAAACUAAACAGAAUGACGAUUUUAAUGAUAAUGUUUCUGUUAGGUCUGACUUAAGUUCAGAUAGUGAGAGUUUACUGGAUUUAAGUUUAGACACUGUAUAUGGUGCUGAUGUUAUAUUUAGAUUUCCAUCUUCACAGAAAUCUAAAAGUGGUAUAUCAAAAAAUAUUGAAUUUGCGGCUGAAGCUUUUGAUGAUAUUGGUGGAGGAGGUGAAUUAACGCCACCUACAACAUCUAGUGAACGAGAUUCAAUUGGUAGUUCUAUUAAACGAAAAGAUCUAAUUUCUAUAACUACUCUUAAAUUGGGACGUGUAGAAGUUGUACAUCAAUCUAAAGGUUUAAAUUCAAUUGUUAAAGUUCAAAUUACCAAUAUUGAUACAGAUGAAUGUCCGUGUAUACCAUGGGAUGAAUUUCAAGAUAAAUUCAUCACUAGAACACGGGACUGGAAUGAAGUAGAUGGUGUUGAAGGUGUACCACAAUUACCUCAAGUUAUGCUCCGAUUGGAACAUGAUAUAAUACCUCAUUUUGAUGUAAAAUCAAUACAAAAUAGCCCUUGGAAAAAUGAUCAACUCUCUGCUAGAAUCAAUAAUAUUUCCUUAUCAUUAAAUUCGUGUUCAUUAACAAACUUAGGAGACUUCUUUCUUGACGAACAGCCAUCCAAACCUCCUGCUUUUGAAGCCACAAUUGAGAACACAAAAAUAUUAUUUUACAAUAGUUUAUUACAAAAUGAUUCUCAGGGAGCUAUAAAACUCUCUAACACUGAAAUAUGUCUUAACAAAUUAAAAAUUAAAAGAACUAAAGAUGGACUGAUAUGCAUUGAGCCUAAUUUAGAAGACUACAAAAAAACAAAUGACUGUGAUGAUCAAUUAUUAAAAGUCAUACAUGAAUCAAAAAAACUUUCUAUUGAAAAUGAAUAUCUCUAUAGAAAACUAGCUACUCUAGAGCGUUUAAAAAAAGAAAAUUUUGAGUUGAAAAAACUUGUUGAAGAAAAUAAGAACUUAAAAUAUUGGUUAAAUUCGGCACAAGAUAACAUUAGUAAACUUUUAGAAGAAAAGCAAAAUCUUUUAGACCAAGUUCAAAAUAUAAAAGAUUCUAAAACACAUGUUAUUGUUGCAUCGAAAAGAUAGCGCACAUGUUGGUGCUUUACUUGCACAAAUGAUGGAUCACCAGUGUGAUUUACACAGCAAGAAAAUUAUUUGUUAUUGCUAUAAUAUUUGUUAGAUAAAUACUUGGGUAUUAGAUUGAAAAUAUUAAAUAUACUUCUUUAACUAUUAUUACAAUGGUUGUUUUUUUUUUUUUUUAUUCGUUUGUUGUUAAUUAAAAGAUUUCUAAAUUUGACAUAAAUUAACAAAAACAAUAAUAUUACAUUUCUAUUUUGACAAUUCAAAGACGAUUAUCAAUUUUAACUAGGAUUAAAUAAAAAUAAAAUUUUGAAAAAUUUUAAAAUAACAUUUUUUUACUACAAAAAAAUUUUAUUUGCUUCAUGUUAAAUAACAUUUUUAACUAUCAUGUUAUGUAUUCAAUCAUAAGUACUGAAAUUAAGACUUUAAUAAUAUUAAUUGUGUUAUAACUUAUUAGAGUAGUAUUUAAAUGGUGUUCGUUCAUAUUUUAUCAUAUCUGUUAUAUUAUUUCAUAUUUUUAUUACUGUUUAUUUUAUAUUAUUUUUAUAUUUGCUGUGAUCAUAAUUAUUACUUUUGAUACAAUUGUAUAAUAAUUCUUCUCAUUAUACUUAAAUAAUUGUUUACCUUCUUCUUAAUUGUGAUUUAUAGAAACUUAUCACUAGCAUUUAUAUAAUAUUUUUCUAUACAAAUUUUUUUCUUUUAAAAUAUCCUCUAAAUAUCUAUAAUAAAAGUCAUUAAUAAUGGUAUAAAAUGUUAAUUAAUUAUCAGAACAAUUUUUAUAACUGGCAAUUUAAUGUUAAAAGAUAAAUUGAUAAAUGCAAUAAUUUUUGUUAAAAUUUAUUGUUUUUUUUUUAUUAAAAAUAAACAGGGGAAAGGAAGACUAAAUAUUAUUAUACAUUUUUAAUGUAUAUUUUAAUAUUUCAAAAAAAUUAAUGUUAAGAACAUUAUUAAUUACUUACUAUAUAUUUUUAAUGUAGCUGAGAUAUUAACAAACUAAUUAAUUUUAUUAUAUUAAAUAUUAUUUCAACUGAAAUACUUUUUAAAAAUUUAAAUUAUACAUACUUUCUAAAACUUUUACAUCAUUUAUUAAUGUUUUUAAUUUUGAAAAUAAGCAGCAGCAUUUUAUUUUCUAUUAAAAAUGUUUUGAUAAAAUUAAGUAUAAAUUUAAUUUUUAUAUUUUAAUUACAAGAUUACAAAACAAUGUUUUUCUUUUUUUAUUGUACUAUGCAUAUCAGUAUAUUCCUUUCUAUAAUUUACUAAAAAAAAAUACCAUCUUUGAAUUUUAAGGUAGUUAUAUAUUUAAAAUUAUGCUUUAUGUUUCUUUGUUGUUGUUACUGUGUUUGCAUAUAAUAAUUUACUAGCUACAUUUUUAAUAAAGCAGUUUAAAAUUAUUUUAUAUACUUCGCUCAAACAUGUCGUUAAGCUUAGCAAUAAAUAUUUACAACAUUUAAAAAAUAUUAUUUAUGUAUAUUUUUAAUGAGUCCAAUUCCAAUAUAUAUAUAUAUAUAUAAAUUAUAUUCAUUGUUUCAAUACAUAUUCUAUACUAUUUAUUGAAUAAUAUUAUUUGUUCAUUUUUUUUUAACGAUUGAUCCUUUUAAUGUGUUAAAUGAUAAAUAUAAAAUGUUGAUUGUUGCAUGAUUUUGAAUAUAUACAUCACAUUACGUCCAUGUUUGCUGUGCUUAAUUAAAUUUUUAUGUUAUUCAACUGAUUUUUUGAAACUUCAUUAAUCAGAUUAUUUAUUUGUAUACAUUCUAUUUAUUAUUAUAGAUUAUACAUUUUUUAAUUUAAAAACUAUUUGUCAUUAAUAACAAACAUUUAAAUAUCCAGGCUAUUUAACAAAGAAGAACAAUUGUUUAAAAAAUAUUUAAAUACACAUUAUUUAUUGUGCUAUAAUACUUCCUUUAAAUAUUUAAUAAUAUAAAAUUCUAUUACAAAUGAA
Messenger RNA from Daktulosphaira vitifoliae (grape phylloxera), 6096 nucleotides. Its product is annotated as UHRF1-binding protein 1-like. Lineage: Eukaryota; Metazoa; Arthropoda; Insecta; Hemiptera; Phylloxeridae. The transcript has 20 exons. The coding region runs from base 312 to 4163 and encodes 1283 amino acids. The record is from RefSeq and is a predicted model, not a curated record.